Messenger RNA from Lithohypha guttulata, 1701 nucleotides. RefSeq lists its product as uncharacterized. The transcript is spliced from 2 exons. NCBI's taxonomy places the organism in Eukaryota, Fungi, Ascomycota, Eurotiomycetes, Chaetothyriales, Trichomeriaceae. Bases 1 to 1701 code for a protein of 566 amino acids. The record is from RefSeq and is a predicted model, not a curated record.
AUGCCUUUUGUGCCAGCCAGUCCGACACGACUCUUCUCAAGACGUCAAUCGUUGGGGAAGAUGCAAAAACUCCGCAAAUUAAAUUCUAAGAGAGAUAGCCAGACAAAAGUCAACAAAACUCCUGAAGCAGUGCUCAACGACCCACUACUAAGCGGAAGCCUGUCGCAACACGACCUGAUUACCACAAAACUCUCGCAGGACAGCACCAGCCCAGCUAAGGAAGCUUCUGGGAGCAGCACGGACAGCAGUACUCAGCAGGAUAUCUUUGCUGCACUAGCGGAUACUGCUGCUUUCACCGAGGCAGCGUCUGUCUCCGGAAAAGAAGAUCAAGCGUCUCUGGAGACUGCUACAGAACCGGAACAUCUGUUCGAGGAGGAUACUGCUCCAAUCAUUGGCCGAGCAAGCAGCGUCAGAGCCAGCAAGCCACAGAUCGUCCAGCACAAACACACGAAAAAGGCACGCCUGCAGGUGAAAAAUAUGGAUAGCAUUGAUGAGACCGACGAUCAAGGUGGCCCAAGUGCACGUAUCCCGCGAGAGGAAGAUGCUACAGUCGAUCGCCGAAGUUCCGCUGUCUCUCAGUCUGCCAUCUCAGCUAGCUCGAAGGACACCACAGCAAACUCUGCUUCCGAUAAAGGGCCAAGUGAGUUUGAACCUGUUCCGGCCCAUACCCCAGGAUUACCAACUGGUGGCACUGUACACUCAAUCCACCCAUCAAUCGUCGAUGCAGAUAUACCUACUGUCUCUAGUUCGAACCAGGACCACAACGAAACUGCACCUGUGCCAGCAAUCAAUAGAACAAUGUCAUCGCCCUUGCCGCUACCGGGCAAAGGAUUGAGUCGCCGUGUUACCAUUCGACCUGCCGACCUCAUCAUUAAGAACCACGAUCGUGAUGGACCUAGCACUUUUCGUGAAUCAGUAGUCACUACACCCUAUCCAGCUCGCAUGAACAGCGACGCCAGUAGCUUGGAUUUUGACGCUGAGAAGAAACAAAAUGAAAUGAAGGCACCAACAUCGAGGGCAGGUAGAGACAAGGCAAGACGAGGAGUCUCCUUUACUGCUGCGCCUGGAUCAAAGGACAGGUUUCCCUCCCCAGAGAGACCAGAAGUACUGUUCAUCGAUCUUAAUUUGUCGCGACAUCCAUGCGCACGUACUACUAUCGAGAUUCAGAUCGCUGGCAAAAGUACCUUUGAUGACGAGAUGCUCUUCAAUCAAAUCAGAGCAGCGUAUACAAAGCAGCUGCUAGGCUCAACUCGUUUACUAUUUCUUCUGGUACGGCGACUCGGCUACGUCUCUGUGACUGUUCCGACCAACUAUGACGCCUCAGAAUUCAACGGUGUUGACUUUAUGAGGAAUUUGUCUAACCCAAAUUAUGGCCACAAGCGUAAGGCAUGGGUCAUCUGGCUCCGGAAAAAUAAUCCCCAGUCAGCAUCUCGUCUUUCUUCCAGCCUUAUGCAUCCAGCACCCGUCAGACAGAUCGACAACCUAAACCGUCUCUCCUCCCUUCGAACACGAAGUCUAGGUCAUAGUCGCCAAGGCAGUCGAAAUCGAACCGAUAGCACAGACUGUAACGAGGAGAACAAGCGCUUCCGUACAAUCUCGGAUGCGAGCUCGUUCCAUUUUGUCUACUCUCCAGCCAUGCCACGUCUACCUUUCCUAUCCUCGAAGGACAACUCAGAACCUCAGCCUAUCGACGGCUUCUAG